This is a messenger RNA of Orbicella faveolata, 1923 nucleotides long. RefSeq names its product ataxin-7-like protein 3. Gene Ontology annotation, cellular component: DUBm complex; SAGA complex. Gene Ontology annotation, biological process: regulation of transcription by RNA polymerase II; positive regulation of DNA-templated transcription. Gene Ontology annotation, molecular function: transcription coactivator activity. Lineage: Eukaryota; Metazoa; Cnidaria; Anthozoa; Scleractinia; Merulinidae. The record is from RefSeq and is a predicted model, not a curated record.
AAUUUUCAGUUUUGUGCUGUUUUGGGUCUUUUGCAAAGGGAAAUUUAGCCAUGUGAUAUAAAAUUUUCAAAGCAGCAAGCCCUGAAAAUGUAGCUUCGCUCGCAAAAUGCAUUGUUUGCCAGGUGCUUAGCAAAAAAAGGAGAGCUAAAGUAAUACAUUAAGCCGGAAAAUACAAGCCGUUUAUUUUUAUAUUUUCAAGAACAUCGUUUGACAGAAUGGCUUGCUCGAGCCGGCUGUGAUUUCUGCCAAGCUGCUGAAGUUAUGAGUAGCGUGCUAGAUACUGGAAGUUCACCUUCUGAAGUGGACAGUGUAGACCUGGAUGAAGAUUCCAGUUCUGAGUUUGGUAUUGUAUGUGAGCUCAUUGAUGAGGCCAUCGUCAGCCUUUGCUUCGACAUUCAUCGGUCUAUCAAGCGUGGAGCAUACAGUGUCCUUGAGCAAUCAGAUGAAAAAAUUAUGAAACAAUUUGAAGUGGUGGAAUGCGAUGGGCUGGAUGUGUUUGGCCAGGGACCAUUGAAGAAACAAGUGGAAUGCAUUUGCCCGAGCUGCCAACGAAACAUGGCUGCCAACAGAUUUGCUCCUCAUUUAGAGAAAUGUUUGGGAAUGGGACGAAACAGCAGCCGAUUGGCCAGUCGCAGGCUUGCGACCACUGGCAAGCUAAUUGAUGGUGAUGAUGAUGAUGACAACUUCUUUGAUGAUGACUGGACAUGGAACUCAGACAGAAAGCCAGGCAGAAAGAAUAAGAAAGACAGGGGAAAUUCACCAAGAAGAGCUAAAGCUCCCAGAAAAAAUGGUGAAGCUGGGACUCCUCGUCCUGGGACACCUAGUUCUGUUCACAGUGGAGAGUUACCAGCAACAAGGACUGGACUUACUAUGGCUGCCUUUGAACCUCUUGGAAACGAAGAGAAAAAGGCUCUUCUCUCACAGACCUGUGGUGUGAUAUCAGAACAUACAGCACGGAUGUGUACAAGAUCCCAUCGAUGCCCACAACACUCUGAUGAGCAAAGGCAAUCUGUCAGACUGUUACUUUUAGGCUAUGCAGAAUUGGAGGCCCCUGUAGGCAGGUUACGACCGGAUGGAAGUUCUUUGGAACCUGAUGAUGUUAUUGAUGUUGAUAGCUAUGAGGAUGGUGAUGGUCAAGCCUUAAGAGAUACUCUUAACAGGCUGUCGUGGGAAGAAGAGUCCAACGUGUCAACUGGAGACGACAACUCUCCAGCAGCAUUUGGAAACGUACCUCUCGUGAAAAAGAAAAGGAAGAAAAAGGCGAAACACAAGAGGCGUCCUAGAUGAAUUUCGAAGAUGUUUGUCAGUCAAAGAAAACUACGGUGUUGUAGCAAGCGUCUUAACGUGAUACGGGCGAGGAGAAAGUGUGAAACUUAAGUUCACUUAGUUUGUCAUUCAGCCUUUGCACAGUGUGAACAGGUGUCUAUGUGCUCAGAGGAACCCACCUUUUCUUCCCGUACUGUAUUACUUUACCACACUACCCGGAACUGGCAGACAAUCUUGCAAUGCAUAAUUUGAGACGGUUCUUUGCUGUCGGUGGUCACCUAAAUUUUCUGGGUUUUCCAGAGUAGCAGUGACGUGUCGGGACGAUAUUUAAAAGUGAUAGGUUUGAAAAGGAGAUACCAUUGUUUUCACUUUUCGCAAAAUUUCAUGCCUAAAAUUUACUCUUUCACAUGUCGGUGAUGAAAUAUUUGUUCAACUUUCAAACUGAAAUGCCCUGUUGCUUCAGAAUUUUGAGGAGACAUGUCUGGCUUUUCCAGAGACAAUAAUGAAGGGAUUGGCUGCUUCGACGUGAACUUGCUUGCAAUGUUAAUUGCUUACAGCUUAAUGUUCAACUGCUUGUGGGUUUACAAGUUCUGAUUAUAUAGCCUCUGUGAGUGCAAGUUGUUUACGGCCGGAAAAAAUUAAAUUUGAGCAAUUCAA